AUGAGAUUACGAUUUGCUGCGGAAUUUGAAUUGAAGGUUUUUGGUGAAUCAGGAGACGACCUGCCUGCUGCUUUCACGACUCAGCCUGCAGCAGUCGCUGCUGUGGGCUCACGCGGUGAUGUACCGCGUGGCCUUGAAGAUUACCGUAUUGAGCGCUUGUACUCUGGCAAGUCGGAUGGUGAUACAGACUCGACAAAGACAGACGCAAAGACAGAGCCAUAG
Messenger RNA from Peronospora matthiolae, 222 nucleotides. NCBI's taxonomy places the organism in Eukaryota, Oomycota, Peronosporomycetes, Peronosporales, Peronosporaceae. The record is from the annotation of a GenBank genome assembly.